CAUGCGCGGUUUAAAGACUUCCGGAACAUGGAUGAUGUGGAACUAAUAACGGAUCACUGGAAAAGUUUAAUUUAAUGUUGAUGAGUGGUGCUGAUCUUCUGCAGAAAGUGUCGUAAUAAGGACUAUAUGAAGAAUAUUGGUCGUGAAACGGGCUGCGGAGUUUCCUGAGAGGUUGUUUAAUAUCUGAUGUAAUAUGGCAACAGCAAUAACAACACAGAGUGCUUUUAUACGAAUCAUCACAAGGCUCCGAGACAGGGGACGGCCUGGAAAGUUGUCGUCUCUGGGGUUUGGACGGAGUUUAUCCGCCGCAUGUUUACAGAAGCCAAGUAAAGAAAACACGCCAGUCCUCGGAGCUCCAGGAAGCCGGGAAGGCGGCGGUGGAGGCGGCUCAGGUCGGACGUGUCUCCUCAGAGCCGCGGUGUUCGGACUGGGGCUGAGCGGAGCUGCUUUAUACGGGGUUAAAGACAAGCGCGAUAAAGACACAAGAUCCGCCACAAACCCUGUCCUCCGCCACCUCAUACCCACAGCCUACUGCGCUUCCCCGUACAAAGACGACAGUCCGCGGUAUAAGUACAACUUUAUUGCGGAUGUAGUGGAGAAGUCAGCGCCGGCUGUAGUUUACAUUGAGAUAUUAGGACGGCAUCCAUUCUCUGGCCGUGAGAUCCCGAUCUCCAAUGGUUCUGGCUUCAUAAUCAGUACUGAUGGCCUCAUAGUGACCAAUGCCCAUGUGGUAGCCAACAAGCGUGGGGUUCGUGUCAAACUGGCCAACGGAGACGUGUACAAUGCCACUGUACAAGAUGUGGACCAGGCCGCAGACAUUGCAACAAUUAAAAUCAGUGCCAAGCAUCCCUUGCCCACGUUGCGUCUUGGGAAGUCGUUAGAUGUACGUCAGGGGGAGUUUGUGGUUGCUAUGGGGAGCCCCUUUGCGUUGAGGAACACCAUCACAUCUGGAAUAGUUAGUUCAGUUCAAAGAGGCAGCAAAGAACUGGGCUUGGCUAAUGGCAACAUGGACUACAUACAGACCGAUGCUGCCAUAGAUUUUGGGAAUUCAGGUGGUCCACUUAUUAAUUUGGAUGGUGAGGUCAUUGGUAUUAAUACCAUGAAGGUGACUGCUGGGAUUUCCUUUGCCAUUCCCUCUGACAGACUUAAUCUUUUCCUUCAGUGUGCUGCUGAUAAAAAGGGUUCCUGGUUCAGCAAGUCUGAAAGCAAACGCCGCUACAUAGGAGUGAUGAUGUUAACGCUCACCCCCAGUAUAAUCGCAGAGUUGAAGAUGCGUGAUCCUUCGUUCCCUGAUGUAGCACAUGGAAUCCUCAUCCAUCGUGUCAUCACUGGCUCUCCAGCCAACAGAGCGGGAAUGAAAUCAGGUGACAUUGUGGUGGACGUCAACGGGGUAAAGGUGAACACAUCAGAAGAAAUCUACAACGCGGUACGGACAAGCGACAGCAUCAACAUGGUGGUGCGCAGAGGUCAAGACCUCCUGAUGCUACACAUGACCCCUGAAUUCACAGAAUAACCUAAUUCAGACUCAGUAUUUUGCCUUGUGGAAAAAUUGUAGAAGAGAAGUAUUCAGAGGAAGUUUUGGUUUUUUUAAAGUCGGUGUUCUGAAAGGAUGUCAGAUGACUAGGCUUGAGUGUAUGUUAGAAAUAUGUGAAAAAGUGAUGUGAUGGGGCAGAUGUGCACAUGUACAGUCCAAGUUUUAGACAGUGUUUUGGAAUGACGGAUAAAAAGGUGAGGCAUUUAAAAGCAUUGUGAACGAAGGCUUGGAGUUUACAAAGCUACUAUUUUUGAACAGGCUUCCUUCUUUAAGUGACCUGGGAACAAAAUUGGGGUGUGAGUGCGUUUUAAUGUUCUGCACUUGUCUGAGAAAACUAUGUCAACACAUCAGUCCACAGUUCUUGUGUUGUAUUGAUUAAGCUUACAGCUGUUCAAAAUAUUGCCUGUUCUAAAAAAACGGCCCAGCUUACAGCUAGAAAGUUCAGCAUGAAGACGAAGAUGAUUCAUCUUCUUAACACUGAUUUAGUCUGUCCCUGUAUAUGUGAAGAACUUGAGAUUUAAUUCCUUCCUGUCUUUGACCUACACUUGAACAUUUUUCUUCCUUAAAAUAGCAGUGAAUGGCUACUUUUGAAAUAGUGUUUGAGACGUUUUUCCACGAGUGCUCCUAAUGCUCCUGUACAUCAGGUUUCUUGUGCACACAUUGGCGAACACUUUUAUAUAAUUGACAUAGCUUUGAUUACAGUUGUGUUUGAAACAAAAAAUAAACUAUUUUAAUGUUAA
This is a messenger RNA of Neoarius graeffei (lesser salmon catfish), 2274 nucleotides long. Its product is annotated as serine protease HTRA2, mitochondrial-like. NCBI's taxonomy places the organism in Eukaryota, Metazoa, Chordata, Actinopteri, Siluriformes, Ariidae. Gene Ontology annotation, molecular function: protein binding; serine-type endopeptidase activity. The transcript has 8 exons. The coding region runs from base 194 to 1513 and encodes 439 amino acids. Gene Ontology annotation, cellular component: mitochondrion. Gene Ontology annotation, biological process: programmed cell death; positive regulation of apoptotic process; proteolysis. The record is from RefSeq and is a predicted model, not a curated record.